GGCCCUCCUCCUUUUUCUCCCAGCCAGCUUUUACCACCAGCUCCGGCCUCGGCUCACCUUCCAGAGCCCCUUCCCCGGAGCUGAGCUACCAAAGGGCUUCUCUCCCGCCCUCAGCCCAGCAGCACCACAGCUCCGGGGCAGCCCGGCCGGCCAGCCUCCCCCCCAGCUCAGCCCUGCCCGAGUCCUCCAGUCAUGAACCUCUUCCGAUUCCUGGGAGACCUCUCCCACCUCCUAGCUAUCAUCUUGUUACUGCUCAAAAUCUGGAAGUCCCGAUCGUGUGCGGGCAUUUCAGGGAAGAGCCAAGUCCUGUUUGCUGUGGUGUUCACUGCCCGAUAUCUGGACCUGUUCACCAACUACAUUUCACUCUACAAUACCUGCAUGAAGGUGGUCUACAUAGCUUGUUCCUUUACCACGGUGUGGAUGAUCUACAGCAAGUUCAAAGCUACGUAUGAUGGGAACCACGACACUUUCCGGGUGGAGUUCCUCGUUGUUCCUACUGCUGUUUUGGCGUUCCUGGUUAACCAUGACUUCACCCCUCUGGAGAUCCUCUGGACUUUCUCCAUCUACCUGGAGUCAGUGGCUAUCUUGCCACAGCUGUUCAUGGUGAGCAAGACGGGCGAGGCAGAGACCAUCACCAGCCAUUACCUGUUCGCACUGGGUGUCUACCGUACACUCUAUCUCUUCAACUGGAUCUGGCGCUACCACUUCGAGGGCUUCUUUGACCUCAUCGCCAUUGUUGCUGGCCUGGUCCAGACAGUCCUCUACUGCGAUUUCUUCUACCUCUACAUCACCAAAGGUAGCUGGGGUGCAGGGCUGGCUGGAAGGUCUGCUCCCUCCCCACUCCUAUAUUCCAUGGGCCCAGGGUCUGUUUAUGCCUAAAUAUCACUUGAGGGAUGGGGCUUCUUUUUCUGGCUUUGGGGGUUUCACUAUCCCCUAUUUAGACUCCAAACCCUGUGUCCCUGAGGCUCAAAUUUUGACUCUCAGGCUGGAUUACUACAAGUGGAGAACAGGCAGAGCAGGGACUCUUGUCCAGUGAGAUUCAUUCAUCUCAUUGUAUGAACUCUUGAGUCUCUGUCGUGUCAGCUGUAGUGGAGACGGUAGCCGAGGCCCAUCCUCUCUUAGGUCCUGCUGAGGAUGGUGGUGCAUGAGCCGUAUGGGAAGACUCUAGCGAUGAGAGGAGCACUGAAUGGGUGAAGGCAGGCAUGCAUUCUUGAGGGGAUGAGGUACCAGGGUGGGACCUGCCUUAACCACGGCCUGUGGGCAUCUUAAAGUGAUGAUUAAGCAAAAACCUAAAGGCCGGGAAUCAGUAUGUGAAGGAAAGAGGCAGUAAGGCCCAGUCUGUUAUCCCAGCACCGUGGAGGCUAAGGCAGGGUUGUGCUGAGUUUCAGGCUAGCCUAAGCAUCACAAAAAUACAAAGAGUCUGGGACAAGCAAGACAAGAGCUUGGAGGUCAGGUUGUACUCAGGCCCAAGAAUUAAGGCUUGGCGCAUUGGAAGGGGUAGGGAAUCUUGUCAACCCUGCCAGUCUGUCUACCCCUUUCUAUAGCAAAACAAAGCGUGCUUAUGACCUCCUCUGCUCAGGCCGUGUGACAAGGUCAUGAUUCUUGUUCCACUCCUGGUUGAUCUAGACUCAACCUAGUAGUUCAGGAUGCAGAGUUCUGGGGCUUCCCUUUCCUGGAACAACUCACAGCGGCCCUUGCUCAGGGUGGGAGGUGGAAGGUAAGGCCUACCUUGUCUCUCUCUCCACAGUCCUAAAGGGGAAGAAGCUGAGCUUGCCGGCGUAACCCUGGCCUCACCAGCCUUCUCCGAGGCAGGGCAGGAGGCAGAGAAGAGAAAGGCUGUGGAGACCAAGAGCCUUCCCAUCCAGAGUUGACUUUGUGAAGAGCUCACCUCUCCUGGCUCCCUGCCCCUCCAGCUGGGUUUUGGGUCCAUGGAAGACCCUUCUCCUGGGGAGCUCAGGACCUGAGCUGUUUGUAGCCUUUUGCCUUUUAGAGAAGAAAAACAAAAAACAAAUCUUUCCACUAUUUAGUUUUUGAUUCUGAUGACUUUUUUCUCUUCUACCUGGCCCUGAUUUUUUAUAAACUGUGUUUUGAGUGUUCUCUGGACCAGGGCCGGUGGAGGUCUGUCCCCUUCUCCAAGGUCCCACCCCAGCCCCAUGGUUGCCAAACACUACGUCUGCCAAUGUCUGCCUGCCCACCUUGGCUGUGACCACGAUGUUCCCUUCAAGUUCCUGGAUCGGUGGUAAGAAGGAAGAAAGUUAAGGAGGGUCUCCUAAUUUUUCAUGAUUUCCCCCCCAGAAUUUGUUAGCUUUUUGUGUGGGGGGAGGGAAGGGUAGGCUUGUCCUGUUUUUGAUAAAUAAGGGGACGCUAUGGGCUUAGGCAAGGGAAAGAGGUUGGCUGACCCAGGUGGUGACCUAACUACACUCUGACACCAUGUUUUUGUACAGAAUUUGAUGGCUGACUCUUUGUUCUCUUGAAAUAAACCAAGGAAAACUGUC
Messenger RNA from Rattus norvegicus (Norway rat), 2495 nucleotides. The record is from RefSeq and is a predicted model, not a curated record. Lineage: Eukaryota; Metazoa; Chordata; Mammalia; Rodentia; Muridae.